ACACAUCCUCCUUUCCGAGUGAGUGAACACUGAUUUCCAGAAGCGCUAGGCCGCGCCACAACUGCUCGCUCUUGCGGUAGUUUGACAAACUUGUCAGAAGAGAACACCAAGCUCUGCGAGUGUGAGGGCGGAGGAGGCAACUGAGGGAGAACUGGCCGAGGUCAUUACUCGACGUGGCUGUGAAUGAGCGCCUCCUGUGCCGACACCAUGGCUCGCGCGCUGUGUGCCGUGCUGCUUGUGUGCGUCGCCGCGGCCUCCGCCGCCACCCUCCACGCCAGGGCGCUCAACAACCGGCCCGUCAUCGGCGUUCUGUCGCAAGAGGUAUCUCCUACUGUCGCUGGCAUCUAUGGCAACCAUUCCAGCUACAUCGCGGCGUCGUAUGUCAAGUUUUUGGAGGGUGCAGGCGCGCGGGUGGUGCCGAUAAUCUACGCCAUUGUUAUAGCAAGAAAGGAAACUUUUGAACACAGUAUUGGACUUAUGACUCUAGUUUACACUUGCGCCAAACUGAACGCCCGAGGCGACUACUUCCCGCUGUGGGGCACGUGCCUGGGCUUCGAGCUCAUCACGUACCUGGCGGCCGGACGGCGCGAGCACCGCGCCUGGUGCGACUCCGAGAACGAGAUGCUGCCGCUCGACUUCAAACCGGAUUUUGCAGAAAGCCGUUUGUUUAAGUCAGCUUCGAAAGAAGUCAUUAAAAUAUUAUCAACUGAAAAUGUGACACCAAAUUUUCAUCACUGGUGUAUUACGGAACAGAACAUGACUAAAUUCGGUCUGAGCGAGGAUUGGCGAGUGAUGUCCACGAAUAAGGACUCCGACGGCUUCGAGUUCGUGUCGACGAUCGAAUCCCGAUCGCGCCCGUUCUACGCGACCAUGUUCCACCCCGAGAAGAUCGGCUACGAGUGGAAGGAGAAGCACCGCACCCCGCACGACGCGCACGCCGUGCUCACCAUGCAGUACUUCGCCGACUUCUUCGUCGACGAGGCUCGGAAGAGUAGCCAUAAAUUCAGCCCUAAUGGAGAAAUAGAACUUAUUUACCAGUACCAACCGACUUAUACCGGAAAUCGAACCAUCUAUCAGCAACUCUACUUCUUUAACUAUUGACUACCAUCAGCAGUGCUUGAAUAAUUUUAAUGAUUGUAUUGUAUGUAUGCAGUAAAAUAUUUAAAUAAAAUGUUUUGAGCCUG
Gryllus bimaculatus (two-spotted cricket) is the source of this 1184-nucleotide messenger RNA. Lineage: Eukaryota; Metazoa; Arthropoda; Insecta; Orthoptera; Gryllidae. The record is from the annotation of a GenBank genome assembly.